ACAUGUCAAGGAUCUCCAUAGUUCCAUCCCGUCAGUUCGCGCACAAGCUGGGACGCCAGAAGCGACAACAACGAGGCCGCAAGAAGAAACGAUAGCCCACGAGCCGAGCUGCAAGCAAGCACGUACAACCGCCACGACGGUCAACACGUCGUAACAGCCACGACCACUGCCGAGAGACAUCGUAGGAGGAAACACCCAAUUCCUCUCCUCGUCGUCGGAAUCCAGGGGCAGGGUGCAAAGAAAAAAAAAAAAAAAAGUAACGAUUUGUCGCUGGCCGAUUAAUCAGUCCUUGAUCAGUUUUUUUUUUUUUUUCCGUCAGUUAAUUAAGAGUCUUCGCCGUCAUGCACGACGACGAGACCAUCGCCAUGCACGCCCCGUUCUGGGCAUUCUCGGGAGCGCACCGCCCCGUCGAGGAGAGCACGGUGGACAGCAGCAGCAGCGGCCGCAAGGCUAAUAACGCCGGCGGCGGCAUUGCCAACAAGUACAGCAUCGAGGCCGGCGCCGCCGGUGGCGGCGGGUCCGCCGCCGCCGCCGCCGCCGCCGCCGCGCCGGGCAAGGGCAGCAGCGGCGGCAGGGACGUUGUUGUCAACGGACACGAGGGAGACAUCGCGGACAACGUCGACGGUUUCCUCGACGAGUUCAUGGCUCUCGCCGGUGGUAACGACGAGGACUACGGUAUGAUGUUGGAGGAGGGGGGUGGAGGAGGCCCGGCCAUCUCGGAGGAAGACCUGGUGUUUCUGGCCGACAUGGACCUAGCCGACUUCCUGCCGCCGGCAACAACGGCGGAGGACGGCGGCGCGCUGCUGUCUCCUUCCUCCGUCCACGAAAUGGAGACCGUGCCGAGUGAGGGCGGAGGAGUGUCAUCAGAGCCGGUGAUGACGGCUGCGGCGGGGGGAGGUGGUGUGAUGGGUUCGCCGGCGGCGGCGACAGUCGCGGCACCGGGGGUCGAGACGGAUGGAGGAGGGGCGGCAGGGAGGACGGGGAACGCUAACAAUCAGCAUGCUGCUGCUUCUGCUGCUGCUGCUGCUGCUGCUGCUGUCACCGACUACGGUAGCGGCGGCGGCGGCGGCAGCGAUGCCGCCGCGGCCAUCAGCCUUAAGGAGCAGGUUCGGCGGCAGAAGGUCGCUCGGUACCUGGCCAAGAAGCAGCGGCGCUGCUGGUCCAAGCCCGCGGCCUCGUCGUACCAGAGCCGGCAGCGCGUCGCCAACUCGCGGCCGCGGCACAAGGGCCGCUUCCUGCCCCUCGAGUCCGAGUUCGUGCCUAUCGCGGAGCUGCAGCGGCGGCAGCGGGCGCUCAUGGUGCAGAUGCGAGAGAAGGCGGCAGCGGCGGCGACGGCGGAGGCAACAGCGGGGCCAACAUCAGCGGCAUCAACAACAGCAAGAGGGACUGCUGCCGUGGGGGCUCCGUACGGGGCGGGCGUCCCCCCUCCCCAAGAGUUUAGUUCCCAGUGUACCAUUUAAAUUAUGAGACUUUUUCGGGAUGGGGAGGCACUGCUCUCAUCAUUUUUGUCUUUCUGUCCGUUGUCAGCGCGGAAGAAAGGUUUUGGCUGGUUUUGAGUAUGAUGUAGGCGGGGCAGAAAUGCCGCGAGUGCAUAGAAAUCGUUCGCAACGUGGCUCGAUUCACGUCUGGGGCACACGAGUGUAGUUUAUAGGGAGGCUUGUCAGAGUUGUGUGGCCUAGAGAGCAGUGUCGCGGCUGGAAUCCUUGACAACGGGAGCACGUAGAUACAGCAGCAGUGUGGGAUGAUGCUGUUGGAUGUAUAUCGCAGCGCCGUAACUACUGCUGGUCUCGUAAAUCGUGGUGCCAUUUGGUAGGGUAGGGUAAAAGGCCGAAAAUGACGCCGAUGAAGGAUAAAAGGCGACGGGAAUCCCACAAUCGUCUUGUGUUCGGUAUUUUAACGCGAGUAGUAGACGGGCGGACGCGGCAUGAACGUGGUUGCACUUUUUUUCUUCUUGCUGCGGUCGUCAAUAAACUUUUUAGACAAUUAGCUUGGUGCCUUUCCCGAGAAUUUUGAUGGUGGUCUGGGGUUACUUUGUUGCAUGGUUGAGUUGUGUCGCCUGGCUCGUUCGAAAACGUUCGGUGUCUGCAGCGUGCAUCCGCAACUAUGGUUAUUUAUAUCGGUUUUUGUUGUUCUGGAGUGUGGUCAACCACCUGCGCGUGCUGGCAGAACGGGCGGAGGUGACGGGCAAUGUAUGCUACAUGGUUGUUUGUUCAUGUUUGUCUUCCGGGCGGGUGUAGCGAGAGAGUUCCGACGUUGUGGAAGAGAGUUGAGAAAGCGACCAAUUUUAUGC
Messenger RNA from Ectocarpus siliculosus, 2290 nucleotides. NCBI's taxonomy places the organism in Eukaryota, Phaeophyceae, Ectocarpales, Ectocarpaceae. The record is from the annotation of a GenBank genome assembly.